CAGCACUUAUUUACACUUCAAAGAAGUAAAAGAAAACAAAAAUAUAGACUUAGUAUAUAAAUACAUCGUUCAGAAACUAUAUGGAUUUCCCUAUAAGAUUCCUGCUGUUGUUGUGGAAAAGGAUGCAGUAUUUAUUCCAGCAGGGUGGGAUAAUGAUAAGAAAAUAGGAAUAUUACAUGAAAAUUUUCAAACAUUAAAAGCGGAAGAUAAUUUUGAAGACAUCAUAACUAAACCACCUGUUCGAAAGUUUGUACAUGAGAAAGAAAUUAUGGCAGAAGAUGAUCAAGUGUUUCUUAUGAAGCUACAGUCCCUUUUAGCAAAGCAACCACCAACUGCAGCUGGAAGGCCUGUGGAUGCCUCACCAAGAGUCCCAGGAGGCUCCCCUCGAACGCCAAAUAGAUCUGUGUCAUCCAAUGUUGCCAGCGUGUCACCCAUCCCUGCUGGGUCAAAAACAAUUGAUCCAAACAUGAAAGCUGGAGCUACAAGUGAAGGUGUCCUGGCAAAUCUCUUCAACAGUUUAUUGAGUAAAAAGACGGGCUCUCCAGGAGCCCCUGGUGUGCGUGGUGGUAGCCCUGCAGGUGGGGCUGGAGGUGGAAGCAGUGGUUUACCACCAUCCGCCAAAAAGUCAGGCCAGAAGCCUGUCUUAGAUGUUCAUGCAGAACUAGACAGAAUCACACGAAAACCAGUUACAGUUUCUCCCACAACACCUACAUCUCCUACGGAAGGAGAAGCUUCUUGAAGAUACCAAAUAAAGCCAUUUAUUCAGUUUUCUGGGAUAAUGUAAACAUGCCUCUGCCUUUUCCUUCAAAAAUGGAAUUAGAAAGCUGGAGUGCUUCUUCAGAUGGACUAAAUGUAUGUCUUGUGUGUGUGUGUGUGGUUGCCCGUUUUUUAGAAGGAGCUAUACAGAAGAAAAAUUAUUCUACAUUAUGUAGGAUUGCUAUUUGCAUUGCCAUUUUGCAUAAGGAAGUAAUUUUUGAUUUUGAAAAUCUCAAAACUUUAAGAUCUGAAAUACAACAUGUGAUCAAUCAUAUUCUAAAGGCUAUUUAAAACAUGUAAAAGUUUAGGAGAAGGGCAGAAAACAUGCAGUUUGGGCAUUUGACUGACUUGUAAGUCUAAGCUUAUUUUAGUUAUAACUAUUAAAAUCAUUUUUAAAAAUUUGUCAGUUUUGCUGACAGAAAAAAAAUCAUCAAAUUUUGCACACCAACGUAAAUGUACCACCACACACGGAAAUGCUGAGAGAACCAUCAGAUAGCGUUUGAUACACUAGUCAUUGUCUCAAUCACUGAUCUGUAAGUUGUCAUCAAAAUAUGAUUUAGAAAUAUUGGUCAAGGUGUUUCUUUAACUGAGAAGAAAAAAAAGCACACUGCCUAAAUGUGUAAAAGAAAAAUGCAGAGGUUAUUAAAAUGUAAAGAGGUAACAAUCUUUGGAUUUGUCUAUACAUAUAUAUAUAUUUGGCUUUGCCUUAAUAUACCCCUUUUUUGUUUGUGACUUUGAACUGUAAUCAGUUAAUAAAGUAUUUAUUCUCUGCAUUCAGGUUCAAAAAAAAAAAAAAAAGAAAAGAAAAAUAAA
This is a messenger RNA of Saimiri boliviensis boliviensis (Bolivian squirrel monkey), 1569 nucleotides long. NCBI's taxonomy places the organism in Eukaryota, Metazoa, Chordata, Mammalia, Primates, Cebidae. The record is from RefSeq and is a predicted model, not a curated record.